AAUGGAUUUUAAGAACAAAUGGCUCUUACUUCUUCUUCAAAAUCCUAUCUUGGGUAAGAAAAGUAUAAAUCUUUUUCAUUUAAUUGGGAAAAAAAGGUAGAAGCUUUUAACUUUUGGGGGUGGUUUAAUGGCGCUUACAAACAUAUUUUUGCGUUUCAAGUUUCCACCUUUACAAUCAUCUUCAUCUUCCACAUUCAACACUUUAAUCACUCCCAGAAAACUCUCUUCGAUCGUUUGCUCCAAGCCCUCUUCUAAUGACGGCGGUAAAGUGGCUAACGACGGUGGCGCAAAGCCGCGGAAGAAGUUAUCGGAGCAGUCGUCGUGGGAAGUAAAAGAUUCGGAAGGGAAAGAUUAUCUCUACAGGCUUGGCGCAGAGGCUGAUAAUGUUAACAUAGCUGUGGGAGCACGAAGCGACAUGAUCGAUGAUGUUUUCAUUGGAGACUUCCUUGGCAAAGACUCUGAUAUUGUGUUUGAUUACCGUCAGAAGGCGACGAGGUCAUUUGAACAUCUUCAAGGAGAUUAUUACAUUGCCCCGUCGUUCCUGGAUAAAGUUGCGGUCCACAUUGUGAAGAACUACCUUGCACCUUCUUUAAAUAUAAAAAUCCCAUUGAUCUUAGGUAUCUGGGGAGGUAAAGGACAAGGCAAAACGUUUCAAACUGAACUUAUAUUCAAAACCAUGGGAGUUGAGCCAGUUGUAAUGUCUGCUGGAGAGUUGGAAUCCGAUAGAGCUGGGGAACCGGGAAGACUCAUACGUGACCGCUAUCGAACAGCUUCACAAGUCAUCCAAAAUCAAGGGAAGAUGAGUGUUCUCAUGAUUAAUGAUAUUGAUGCUGGCCUUGGUAGAUUUGGGGAAACACAAAUGACAGUGAACAACCAGAUAGUUGUUGGUACUCUGAUGAAUCUUGCGGAUAAUCCUACAAGGGUAAGUGUGGGACAAAACUGGAGAGAAGCUGACGUUGUAAACAGAGUUCCUCUAAUUGUCACAGGGAAUGAUUUCUCUACAUUGUAUGCUCCACUGAUCCGUGAAGGAAGGAUGGAGAAGUUCUACUGGCAGCCAACUCGUGAUGAUAUCGUAAACAUUGUUGGCAGAAUGUAUGAGAAAGAUGGUAUAUCGCGGAAAGAUGUUAUAAGCAUUGUAGAUACAUUUCCAAAUCAAGCACUUGACUUCUAUGGUGCUUUGAGGUCACGCACAUAUGAUAGGUCUAUCCUUAAGUGGGUAGAGGAAGCUGGAGGAAUGGAGACUCUAGGGAAAACUCUUCUCAGACGUAAAAAGACCGAAGCUGUUCCUCAAUUCAUUCCCCCUGAGCAAACGAUGGAAGCAUUGCUGGAAUCAGGAUACUCACUGAUAAAGGAGCAAAAGCUCAUCAUGGAAACAAAGCUGUCCAGGGAGUACAUGAAGAACAUGGACGAUUAAUACCAAAUACCAAACAAACAUUGAUUCAUUCUUACAGUGAGUUUCAGUGAACACAAAUGUUACAAAAAGCUUAAAACAUAACCAAAUCGCUUUAUAGA
This is a messenger RNA of Camelina sativa (false flax), 1512 nucleotides long. Its product is annotated as ribulose bisphosphate carboxylase/oxygenase activase, chloroplastic. The record is from RefSeq and is a predicted model, not a curated record. Lineage: Eukaryota; Viridiplantae; Streptophyta; Magnoliopsida; Brassicales; Brassicaceae. Gene Ontology annotation, molecular function: ATP hydrolysis activity; ATP binding.